GCCAGGAGAUUAGAACAGAUUGCUAAAGUUAGUUUGAGGCCAAGCCGAGCUAUCUAGUGAGAAACUAAAAGAAGCCAGAUUGAAUCUGUCAGCUUGGAGAGGAGUUUGAGCCAGAACAGCUGAGUUGAACCAGCCAACCAGAGGUCAGAAAGAGCUAGAAAGGGUUAGCUUAUUCAGCGGUAAGUCUCAGAGGCUGAAAACAUUCUAGGCCUAGAUUAUAUUGUACAGAGGCUAAAAGCUCCAGACGUAGGCCUGUAUUUGCAAAUGCAGGCAGUAAGCCUAAGAGAAGACACUCCCAUAUCCAUUGGAGGAGAUGUUGCAGGAAGAUUAAAAAGUAUGGUCUUAUUGGAGGAGAUAUGAUACUGGAGAUGGACUUUGAAGCUUCCAGAGAAUUCUGCCACUCCUACUGCACUCUCUCCAACCUGCUCACGGAUCAAGAAGGAAGCUUUCAACUGCCUUCAGGAUCUCUCCAACCCGUAGAAACAAAAUCCCUUUCCAGGGUCACCUGACAUCACAUCUGUUUCCACUGUGAUCUGCUUCCUGCAUUGACCAUGCCUGGCUGGAGCUGCCUGGUGACAGGAGCAGGUGGAUUUCUGGGCCGGAGGAUCAUCCGCAUGUUGGGGCAGGAGAAAGAGCUGCAGGAGCUCAGGGUCUACAUCAGAACCUUCAAGCCAAUUCUCAAAGAGGAAUUAUCCAAGCUGCAGACAAAAACCAAGGUGACAGUGCUCCAGGGAGACAUUCUGGAUGCCCAGUGCCUGAGGAGAGCCUGCCAGGGUAUCUCUGCUGUCAUCCACACCGCUGCUGUCAUUGAUGUCUCAGGUGUCAUUCCCAGACAGACCAUCGUAGAUGUCAAUGUGAAAGGUACUCAGCUCCUGUUGGAUGCUUGUGUGGAAGCCAGUGUGCCAGUCUUUGUCUACAGCAGCUCAAUAUCUGUGGCUGGACCAAACUCCUACAAGGAGGUCAUCCGGAAUGCCAGUGAGGAAGAGCAUCUAGAAAGUACAUGGCCUGACCCAUACUCGUACAGCAAAAAGAUGGCCGAGAAGGCAGUGCUGGCAGCCAACGGGUGCACUCUGAAAAACGGUGGCACUUUGCAUACUUGUGCCUUAAGACUCCCAUUCAUCUAUGGGGAAGAAUGCCAAUCCACUUCAUUCGCAAUAAAAGCAACACUCAAGAACAAUGGCAUACAUAAAAAACUUGCCACAUUCUCGGUGGUCAGCCCAGUGUAUGUGGACAAUGCAGCCUGGGCACACAUUCUGGCAGCCAGGGGCCUACAAGACCCCAAGAAGUCCCCAAGCAUCCAAGGGCAGUUCUACUACAUCUCAGAUGACACCCCUCACCAAAGCUAUGAUGAUUUCUUUUGCACCCUGAGCAAGGAAUGGGGCAUCCGCCUUUCCACUUGGAGCCUCCCUCUGCCCCUGCUCUACUGGCUUGCCUUCCUUCUGGAAAUGGUGAGCUUCCUGCUGCGACCAGUCUACAGCUAUAGGCCUCCCUUUAACCGCCACUUGGUCACAUUAUUAAAUAGUGUGUUCACCUUCUCCUACAAGAAAGCUCAGCGCGACCUGGGCUAUGAGCCACGUGUCAGCUGGGAGGAAGCCAAGCAGAAAACCUCAGAGUGGAUCGGGACAGUCGUGAAGCAAUACAAGGAGACACUGAGCUCAAAGACUCAGUGAUGUGAAGACGGCAGGG
This is a messenger RNA of Acomys russatus (golden spiny mouse), 1686 nucleotides long. RefSeq names its product NADPH-dependent 3-keto-steroid reductase Hsd3b4-like. Gene Ontology annotation, molecular function: 3-beta-hydroxy-Delta5-steroid dehydrogenase (NAD+) activity. The transcript has 4 exons. The record is from RefSeq and is a predicted model, not a curated record. Gene Ontology annotation, biological process: steroid biosynthetic process. NCBI's taxonomy places the organism in Eukaryota, Metazoa, Chordata, Mammalia, Rodentia, Muridae. The coding region runs from base 552 to 1670 and encodes 372 amino acids.